AGGAACCGGAAGUGCCUUUAACAGCCGGCCCGGGAGAACAGGAGCCGCCGGUGUUACCGGUAGCCAGAUCCCUUACUGACGGGGGACUCCCGGCAUGCCCCGCGCAGGUACCAUCAUGAUAUCCCAGCUAUUUAUCCUGUCCUCCAAAGGUGACCUCCUGAUUUAUAAGGAUUAUCGUGGUUCCUCCACACAGUCUAACAGCGCACAGUCUAACGUGGCUGAUGGUCUCUAUGUGAAGCUGUCGUCUCUGCCCUCAGACCAGGCCCCCGUGGUCAUAGAAUAUGGUGGGUUCUACUUCAUUCACACACGUCACAGGGGACUGUAUUUUGUCAUGAGCAUCUCGGCCAAUGACUCGCCCUUCAUGUACAUAGAUCUCCUGAACCGGCUGGCGUCCCUCAUCCGUGAUUACUGUGGGGAUCUUAGCGAGGCUGUUGUCAGUCUGAACUUUGCUUUGAUUUAUGAGCUCCUUGAUGAAGUUCUGGACUAUGGAUAUGUCCAGACAACAUCCACAGAAAUGCUCAAAAAUUUCAUCCAGUCAGACCCAGUGAUCAGUAAACCAUUCAACCUCCUGGACCUGAGCACAGUGGGUUUGUUUGGAGCAGAGACUCAGCAAAGCAAGGUAGCUCCGAGUUCAGCUUCCAGCCGCCCUGUCUUGUCCUCACGUCACCAGCAGGGCGAGCAAAAUGAAAUCUUCUUGGAUGUCAUUGAGCGUAUGACAGUGGCCAUUGGAUCAAAUGGUUCUUUAUUGAAGGCUGAUGUUCAGGGGGAACUACGAUUGAAAAGUUACUUCCCCAAUUGCCCUGAGCUGCGGAUUGGAUUGAGUGAAGAGUUCUGCAUUGGGAGCUCAGAAGUGAGAGGAUAUGGCACUGCAGUGCAUGUGGAUGGCUGUCAGUUUCACGAAUCUGUGAAAUUAGAUGAAUUUGAAAAUUGUCGUAUCCUGAAAGUUCUACCACCACAGGGCGAGCUGACGCUAAUGCAAUACCAGGUUUCGGACAGUCUGACCACUGCCCUCCCAUUCCAUCUUUUCCCCACCCUGGAGAGAGAUACUUCAAGCAGUCGUCUACGAAUCUAUCUGAAGCUGAGAUGUGAUCUGAGCCCCAAAAGCCAAGCCAUUAACAUCCGUGUACAGCUACCUGUGCCAAAAGGCAGCAGUGGCCUCGCUCAGGAGCUCAGCAGUCCAGACCAAAGUGCAGAAUUUGUACCUAGCUCUCAGUCUGUUAUUUGGAACAUCCCAAGGAUUUGUGGAGGAACCCAGCUCUCUGCUCUUUUCAAGGUGGAUGUCUCUGGGUGUGUCUCCAUUCCAUCUCUUAUGGACUUACCACCACUGAACCUUUCCUUCGAAGUCCCCUCCAUCACCAGCUCCGGGCUCCAAAUCCGUUUCCUCAGGCUUCGCAAUGAACGUCCAAUCCCAACCCACACGUGGGUCCGAUAUCUGACACAGAGUGACUCAUAUAGUGUCCGGCUUGGAUAGUACAUUUUACUAUAUAACCUAGAUGGACGCUGUACAAAUUUGACCAACUCCUUGGAUCCAGACACAAAAAAAGCCAUACAUGAUCUGCCCAUGUGAAUACACGAAUAGUGACUCAGCACUAACAGAUACAGAGAUGAUACUAGUGAUAGAAAUACAGACAAGAACAAUCAAUUGGGAACAUUUUAUUAACUGCAAACCAAACAAAAUCUUUCCAAAAGCUUGGAAAAUAGGAAGGCAUCCAUGUUUCAAGGAAAAUGUACGGAGCAGCUCCAUCAAACUGGUAGAUCAUCCUGUAAGAGAGGAUUGAGUCUCUGAGACUGGGUUACAUAAAUUAAAUACACUAAAUGCACAUGCAAUGUGUGGUAGGCACUCUGACAGUGUGUAAUUAUAGAAUCUGUUCUCCAGUCAAAAAUAUAUUCAAUAUCAAGUCAUAAUCGUCAAUAUGGCUCCUUCUUGUUCGAGCAACCUCAACUUAACAAAAUAGAAAAGACAAACGUUUGAGGGCCAAUGAAGUAAAUGUAACAUAAUGCAUAUUGUUACAAUAAACAGAAUAACGCUUUUUCAUUUGACAGCCCUGUUCUUUCCAACAGCUAUAGGCAAACUACUUUUGUUUCCUCAACGAAGAAUAAUAAUAUAAACCUGUGACUAAAUGCAUCUUUUCUAUGCAAAACACUGCCUCAAUGACCCUCAAUAAAGGCUUUUAUUUUGGCAAA
Pelobates fuscus (common spadefoot toad) is the source of this 2184-nucleotide messenger RNA. RefSeq names its product adaptor related protein complex 4 subunit mu 1 (gene AP4M1). Gene Ontology annotation, biological process: Golgi to lysosome transport; intracellular protein transport; protein targeting. Bases 95 to 1471 code for a protein of 458 amino acids. The transcript is spliced from 16 exons. The record is from RefSeq and is a predicted model, not a curated record. Lineage: Eukaryota; Metazoa; Chordata; Amphibia; Anura; Pelobatidae. Gene Ontology annotation, cellular component: cytoplasmic vesicle; trans-Golgi network; clathrin adaptor complex.